Messenger RNA from Lichtheimia ornata, 1329 nucleotides. RefSeq lists its product as uncharacterized. Lineage: Eukaryota; Fungi; Mucoromycota; Mucoromycetes; Mucorales; Lichtheimiaceae. Gene Ontology annotation, molecular function: transcription corepressor activity. The coding region runs from base 1 to 1329 and encodes 442 amino acids. Gene Ontology annotation, biological process: phospholipid biosynthetic process; endoplasmic reticulum unfolded protein response; regulation of transcription by RNA polymerase II. Gene Ontology annotation, cellular component: nucleus; endoplasmic reticulum. The transcript is spliced from 4 exons. The record is from RefSeq and is a predicted model, not a curated record.
AUGGCACAAUCUCACCCCACAUCACCCAUGUCGCUUGCCAAGAUAUGCAACUCAACCAACGACGACGAUGCCCCAAAGAACUUGAUACCGUCAUUGUCCAUUGACCGAGACGAUCCCAAUGUGCAGCUUGCUGCUGAAGCACUUGGAGAUAUGGCACGCACACAAGGCACUGGAGGCAAGAUUGUAUUACCACCUUUGCCUGCAUUAUCAUCCUCGGGUCCACCCUCGCCCUCUUUAGCAGCAGCAACAUCCAACAAUAACAACAACAAUCGAUACUUUUCAUUCUCAAGUGAUUCAUCUAUAGCCACGACUGAAGAUGAUCCAACAACAGCAGCAACCACGAAUUAUGACAUUGUUGAUUCAGCAUGGCGUGCGUAUCAUGGUUCGACCAACAUGGUCAAAUACGGUGCAGAAAUGGUGGGAUCAUUCUAUGAACGCUAUGGCCGACGAUCUUCGACUACUACUACAGCUACAGCUACAACAACAACAGCCACACCCAUGGAACAAGAUGAUGAAGAUGAAGAUGUUACUGUGGCUACAGCUCGAAUUCUUGCACGCACCACCCUUUCUGAUAACGCUACCUCACCAGAGCAACACGAUGUAUUGAGGAAACGAAGACACGAAGAUGCCCGACGACGAUCAAAAUCACCUUAUGCAAUUCAACCCCAUCAUCAUCAUCAUCACCACCCCCCACGUCGUCGGACUACCGCUACCACCACCACCACCACCACCACCACCACCACAGCUCGUCAACCUUCAAGCACAUGGCAACAAUUGGUGGUUCAUGCUAGUUCAGCAGCCGGUACUACCGCAGCUGUUAUCAGUGAAGAGAGCAUGAAAUGUUUACGUUAUUGUCUUAGUUGGAUCCAGUAUGCUAUUCAUCAUAUCGAACAACAAAUGGCAUUAUUGCGUAGCUAUCUUGUAUCUCUUGCUAAGGAGCCUACUGCCAAUUCUCAGCCUGAAGUUGUCACUCGUGUCAAGAAAGAAAUGAUUAAUACCGUACGCAAGGUGGUCGAAGUCGUUAGCAAGUAUGCUGGAUCCAGUUUACCACAACAAGCCAAGGAGACGGUGCGAGGUUUCAUCCUAAGUCUACCUGCCAAGGCCAAUGCCAAUCUCAAAAACACAACCAGUGCUCAAGACCGUGGUCAAGAGACACCUAUCAAGCUACUCAACUUUGGUGGCGAAUCCAUUGAAAUGCUUCAAUCGGUUUCCAACGUCUUUUCAGAUACGGUGGAUCGUGCUGAUUUGUGGUUGGAUCGUUUACGUACCAUGGGCGUAGUCCAACAAGACCAUAACAAGCAGCAACCCCAAGUGGUGGAUCAAGCCUAG